CAACGGCAGGCGCGUUGGGGAGAGGUGGCGCGAGCUUCUUCCCUCACGCGGUCGCGGCGCCGGACCCGGAAGUAGCGGCCGUGGUGGAGGCGGCGGCGGCAGCGCCGGGCGGGAUGGGCGAGUCGAUCCCGCUGGGCGCGCCAGUGCCGGUGGAGCAGGCCGUGUUGGAGACCUUCUUCUCCCACCUGGGCAUCUUCUCCUACGACAAGGCCAAGGACAAUGUGGAGAAGGAGCGGGAGGCCAACAAGAGCGCGGGGGCCAGCUGGCUGGCGCUGCUGGCCGGGCUGGCGCACCUGGCCGCCGCCGAGAAGGCCUACCACAGCAUGACCUUCCUGGGCCAGAAGCUAGGUGGUCAGUCAUUCUUCAGCCGAAAGGACUCCAUCCGAACCAUCUACACAUCUCUGCAUAAUGAGCUGAAGAAGGUGGUGGCAACGGGUCGCAAUGCACUAGGAGGAACAGCUCCUCACUUGGAAGAGCUGCUUUCUCACCUGUCUGAACAGCUCUGUUUUUUUGUUCAGGCUCGGAUGGAAAUUGCUGACUUCUAUGAAAAAAUGUACACGCUCAGCACCCAAAAGUUCAUUAACUCUGAGGAACUGGUAAACAUUUUGGAAUCCAUCUUAAAGAAAUACAGCUCAAGAUUUCAUCAUCCAAUCCUCAGUCCUCUUGAAAGCAGUUUCCAGCUGGAAGUAGAUGUGCUUGCACAUCUCUUAAAGGCUCAGGCUCAGAUCUCAGAGUGGAAGUUCCUUCCAUCCCUGGUCAACUUGCACAGUGCUCACACAAAACUACAAACUUGGGGCCAAAUUUUUGAGAAACAGCGAGAGACCAAGAAGCAUCUGUUUGGAGGGCAGUCUCAGAAAGCUGUGCAACCUCCGCACCUCUUCCUCUGGCUGAUGAAGCUCAAAAACAUUCUCCUUGCCAAGUUUAGCUUUUAUUUUCACGAGGCCCUUAGUCGACAAACAACAGCAUCUGAAAUGAAAACUUUGACUGCUAAAACAAAUCCUGAUUACUUUGGGAAAAUUUCCAGCUUCAUCCGGAAGUACGAUGCCGUCAAUGUUUCCUUGAUUUUUGACAAUCGUGGGUCAGAGAGUUUUCAGGGACAUGGUUAUCAUCAUCCCCACUCUUACAGGGAAGCCCCCAAAGGAGUGGAUCAGUACCCUGCAGUGGUGUCUCUGCCCAGCGACAGGCCUGUUAUGCACUGGCCCAAUGUGAUCAUGAUUAUGACUGACAGAACCUCUGACCUCAACAGUCUGGAGAAGGUUGUUCACUUCUACGAUGACAAAGUCCAAAGCACGUACUUUCUGACUCGCCCCGAACCUCACUUUACCAUUGUAGUUAUUUUUGAGUCCAAAAAGUCAGAAAGGGACUAUCAUUUCAUUUCUUUUCUCAAUGAAAUUUCACAUUCCCUUAAGAACUCCAAAGCUUUUGCAAGCUUGAAGCCUGGAUCCAAAGGGUAAAAUACAAACUACUUACAAGUCAUCAAGGCGGUAUGCCAGCCUUGGGGGAGCUGUAGCUUUCAAAGAUUACAUAAAUUCAUGAUUCUCAGAGUCUAAUUAAAGAGGAACUGUUAUUUUUAAUGUUAUAAGUUUUUUUAAGCUAACAGACACUUGAAGAGAAGUAUUUUUGGGCAGUACUCAGUGGGACAGCAUCAUUGUGGGGUGCUAAAUGGCCACAGUAGGAUUUUUUGUGUGUGGUUUUCAAUUUUCAGUAUGAUUUAUAUUUUCAGUCCACAACUUUGUUGUAUCAGAAAGGAAUAUAUGCACUUUAACUUAGUGUGAUCAUUGACUGUCUGCUACAGAGUUUAUUGAAAAUGUGGUGAGGAUGGAAGAUACUGUCUUUUCAGAAAACUGCAAUGUCUGACAGGAAUGAUUUCUGGGAACUAAACACUGAUAUAAGGGAAUAUUAAAAAAAGCAAACCUGCAAGGACACAUUUUUAAAUAAAAACACAAGAAUCAUGAAAGGCACCACUGUUAAUUCUAACUUAGCUUUCAAAUUAUUUUAAAAUGAUAAUUGAGGUCUCUGACACUCUGUUAAGCACCAAUGUCUAUUUUGAACACCUGUGUCAAAGCUUUGUCACUGCUUCAGAGUGCUGCUUGCGGCAAGAAAAGCUGCAGCAUAGGCUGGAAGGCCAGUAUUCACUGGGCUGUUGUGACAGCAUGUGCCCAGUACCAGUCUUGGCUCAGAUUAACUGAGGGAAACAAGAUGAGUAGGUAUUCUAGAAGGAACAGCUCCUUGGGAAAAUCAGCAAAGCUCUUUUCAUAUUGUGCUUUUGUCUGGGUAACUUAAAAAAAAAAAAAAAAGCAGUAGGAAAUGCCCUCUGUAAAUGAAUUAUUUUCUAAUUUACUAUUAGGGUCAACCUGGAUUUGUUUUCAGAUUUGUAUAGGUAUAGUUUUCUCUUUCUGUUCAGUUUUAAGUAAUUUCACCAUUAAGCCAAAUAACUAUUGGAAUUUGAAUUUAAAUAUAUAGCCUAUGCAGUAUGUUUACCUCAUUCUAAAAUGUUACCACUUGUAGGCUGCAGGUUUAGAAAAGGUAUGUUUUCUGGUUACCCUGAAAGUGCUUUAUUUUGGAAAUCAAUAUUUCCAGCUACAAUAAAAGGGUCCAUAUGGCUGUA
Molecule: messenger RNA, 2608 nt
Organism: Columba livia (rock pigeon)
Lineage: Eukaryota; Metazoa; Chordata; Aves; Columbiformes; Columbidae
Gene: KICS2
Product: KICSTOR subunit 2
Exons: 3
Coding region: 114-1454 (446 amino acids)
Biological process (GO): cellular response to amino acid starvation; cellular response to glucose starvation; negative regulation of TORC1 signaling
Cellular component (GO): KICSTOR complex
Source: RefSeq, a predicted model, not a curated record